AUGUAUGCAGCUUACGAUUAUGACAAAGAGCAGGAGGAUGAGCUGAGCUUUCGAGCUGGCGAUCGCUUGCUUGUUUUGGAACGAAAUUGCUGUUAUAAAGCCUGGUGGCUGUGCCAGACUACUCUCGAAAAUAACACUGAAAAAGGGCUGGCACCAUCAAAUUACCUCUCACUCUAUCCCAGCGUAUCGAAGCGAAGCGCUGACUUCAGAAUGUUUGAUAUACCGCAAGUACCAAAGCUGCGUGCUGAAAAAGUUGAGGGACGAGUGAACUGCUCAACAGCGACUGAUGAGAAAAUCAGUGCUUUCCCGGUUGCUUCUGAAGAUCUGGUUUCCUGA
Gongylonema pulchrum is the source of this 336-nucleotide messenger RNA. Lineage: Eukaryota; Metazoa; Nematoda; Chromadorea; Rhabditida; Gongylonematidae. The record is from the annotation of a GenBank genome assembly.